Messenger RNA from Gossypium arboreum, 1378 nucleotides. RefSeq names its product 1,4-dihydroxy-2-naphthoyl-CoA synthase, peroxisomal. Gene Ontology annotation, cellular component: cytosol. Gene Ontology annotation, biological process: menaquinone biosynthetic process. The transcript has 9 exons. Lineage: Eukaryota; Viridiplantae; Streptophyta; Magnoliopsida; Malvales; Malvaceae. Bases 194 to 1213 code for a protein of 339 amino acids. The record is from RefSeq and is a predicted model, not a curated record. Gene Ontology annotation, molecular function: 1,4-dihydroxy-2-naphthoyl-CoA synthase activity.
UGGUACGUAACCAACAUCUUAUCUUAUCUCAUCACUUAGCAAAACGUAUUUUCCCAAUGAAAUCACUGCGGUCGACAGCAAAAGCCAUUCCCUCCACCAACCCAAUAAUAUUAAAUAAAAACUUCACACACUUUUCAAACUCCAGUUAAAUUACUCAAAACCCAAAUCCUCACAAUCCAAAAUUCAGCUUACAAUGGCGAAGAUUUCGGACAACGAACUCAACGCCGUGACUAGGAGGAUUGCAACGGUCUCCAACCAUCUCUUGUUGCCGAUUUGUUCGGGCUCGAAUUCCGGUUUGACCCGUGGCUCCAUAGGUCUCUGUAAUGCUUCCAUGGAUGAUAGCUAUCAUAGAAUCCAUGGCGAAGUUGCAAGCCAUGAGGUUGAGUGGAAAACUGCUUGUGAUGAGUACGGCAAAGAGUUCACCGACAUUGUUUAUGAAAAGGCUAUUGGUGAAGGCAUUGCAAAGAUUGCAAUAAAUAGACCGGAGAGAAGAAAUGCUUUCCGUCCGCAGACGAUUAAGGAGCUUAUACGCGCGUUUAAUGAUGCCAGGGAUGAUAGUUCCAUUGGAGUUAUAAUUCUCACAGGGAAGGGGACCAAGGCUUUUUGUAGCGGUGGUGACCAGGCGUUGCGAAAAGCAGAUGGUUAUGCUGAUUUUGAAAAUUUUGGCCGCCUUAAUGUUUUAGAUCUUCAGGUACAAAUUAGGCGUCUUCCAAAACCAGUGAUAGCAAUGGUUGCUGGUUAUGCUGUUGGAGGAGGGCAUGUUUUACAUAUGGUUUGUGAUCUGACCAUUGCUGCGGAUAAUGCUAUUUUUGGUCAAACUGGUCCCAAGGUAGGAAGUUUUGAUGCUGGUUAUGGAAGUUCCAUAAUGUCCCGUUUGGUUGGACCUAAAAAGGCGCGCGAAAUGUGGUUUCUUGCCAGGUUUUACACUGCCUCUGAGGCAGAGAAAAUGGGGCUUGUGAAUGCUGUUGUACCGCUAGAGAAACUAGAGCAAGAAACAAUUAAAUGGUGUAGAGAGAUCCUAAGAAACAGUCCAACAGCAAUCAGAGUGUUAAAAGCAGCUCUUAAUGCUGUUGAUGAUGGCCAUGCUGGACUUCAGGAAGUUGGUGGAAAUGCGACACUCAUAUUUUAUGGAACUGAAGAAGGGAACGAGGGGAAAACAGCGUAUGUGGAGCGUAGACGCCCAGAUUUCUCAAAAUUUUCAAGGCGACCGUAAGGCUGAGGAUUGGGUGGAUUCAAAUGGUUUCUACUUUGCAGUCUACCACAUUACUUUUAUUCAUUUCCAAAGGAUGCUUGCUCUUUUAUUUAAUGCACCCUGUUUUGUUACAUGUAAAACAAUCUCAUCAGCUGGUUUCUAAUUAAUCAAUUUGCUUCUGAAAAA